UAGUGAGAGAAAAAUGGAGGAUUCAAAGAGCAGAGAAGUGGUGGAUCAGGCCGAAAGAAAAGGGUGUCAGAAGACAUAUUGUGUGACUGGUGCAACUGGCUAUGUGGGUUCUUGGUUGGUCAAGACUCUUCUUGAAAGUGGCUCCAUAGUUCAUGCCACAGUCCGUGAUCCUGUCAAGUGUUUGCACCUAUUAUCAAUGUGGACGGGGAGUGACCGGUUGAGAUUGUUCCGAGCCGAUUUGAAUGAAGAAGGGAGCUUCAAUGAGGCUGUGAAGGGCUGUGAUGGCGUAUUUCAUGUUGCGACUCCAAUGGAGUUUGGUGCUGCUGUGGAAGAGAAUAUUGAGAGUUAUGUUCAAUCACAUAUCAUUGACCCUGCAAUCAAUGGGACCCUUAAUCUCCUUAGAGCCUGCUUGGAAUCCAAAUCUGUGAAAAGAGUUGUUUUCACAUCUUCCAUUAGUACUAUCACUGCCAAAGACAGCAAUGGAGAAUGGAGACCAGUUGUUGAUGAAUCUUGUCAAACUCCUAUUGACCAUGUGUGGAAGACAAGAGCAAAUGGAUGGGUUUAUGCGCUCUCUAAGCUUCUUACAGAGGAAGCAGCAUUCAGAUUUGCAAUUGAUAAUGGUAUUGAUCUUGUAUCUGUAAUAACAUCUACUGUUGCUGGACCAUUCCUCACUUCUAAUGUUCCCUCAAGCAUCCAAGUUCUCUUGUCACUACUAACAGGUGACCCUGAGCUCUUUGGGAUCUUGUCUGCUGUAAAUGCAAGGAUGGGGUCUAUUGCUUUAGUCCACAUUGAAGAUAUAUGUAGGGCCCACUUGUUCUUAAUGGAGCAUGAUAAAGCAGAGGGCAGGUAUAUAUGCUGUGCUCAAAGUUGUCCAUUAUCUAAGUUGUUGAAUUAUCUGGCUCAAGAGUAUCCUAGCUCAAAUUUGCAAAGAUUUUUAGGGGAGGAUCUUAAUCAAGCACCUUCUGAGAUUUCUUCAAAGAAGCUAAGAGAUUUGGGUUUUGAGUACAAGCAUGGUGUACAAAAUAUCAUUCAUCAGACUGUCAUUGGUUGUCAAGGUUAUGGCUUUCUACCUCCAAUUGGAAGUUAGUGGUGGAAACCAGAAACCAUGUCUAUUUAAUUGAACAAGCUUUGUUUUCUUUUUUCUUUUUUUUUUUCUUAUAGGAAAAAAGUGUGGGCUGAUAAAACCGGCCAUAACUACUCUAUUUUGAGUGAUCAUACGAGAAUUCAUAAGUU
Molecule: messenger RNA, 1233 nt
Organism: Morus notabilis
Lineage: Eukaryota; Viridiplantae; Streptophyta; Magnoliopsida; Rosales; Moraceae
Product: putative anthocyanidin reductase
Exons: 6
Coding region: 14-1087 (357 amino acids)
Molecular function (GO): oxidoreductase activity, acting on the CH-OH group of donors, NAD or NADP as acceptor
Source: RefSeq, a predicted model, not a curated record